ACCUACUUCUAAUAAUUUCCUUUUUUUUCUUCCUUCUAUUAUGGCUAAGUUUUUUUUAUCCUAUGGUUAUAAUCUUAUUAUUUUCUUUAUUAUUAGUCAUUUAAUGUCCAUUUUAGGAAAGUUAAAUCCAUGGAAUCCUUCAAUUCCUUAUGAAAUUCUUUCACUUAAUAUUUCAUCAAAACUUAGCACAAAUGCUCAUGCUAUUAAAGAAUCUUCCAAAGAUUUUGGAAAAAUUAUUCAAGAAAUAUUACCAGCUGCUGUUCUUUAUCCUUCUUGUGUUAAUGACAUAAUUGACCUCAUUCAAUUUUCUCAUGACCUUUCUGUCCCUUUUCAUGUAGCAGCCAAAGGUCAUGGACAUUCCAUUAGGGGACAAGCCAUGGCAAAAAAUGGGGUAAUUGUGGAAAUGAGUUCUUUAAAUAAUAAUAUUAAUAAUAAUGAGAAUUGUGGUGUUAGGGUUUCUUGGGAUUCGGGUUUAGGGUUUUACGCGGAUGUUGGAGGUGAACAAUUAUGGAUUGAUGUUCUUCGUAGCACCCUAGAGUAUGGCCUAGCACCUGUUUCGUGGACAGAUUAUUUGUACCUAACCGUUGGUGGUACUCUCUCUAAUGCUGGAAUUAGUGGUCAAACUUUCCGAUAUGGUCCUCAAAUAAGUAACGUUCAUGAGAUGGAUGUUAUCACAGGUAAAGGGGAAUUAGUGACUUGCUCCAAAGAUAUGAAUUCAGAAUUGUUUUUUGGAGUUUUAGGAGGUUUAGGACAGUUUGGAAUAAUAACAAGAGCAAGAAUUGUCUUGGAUAAAGCACCAACAAGAGUGAAAUGGGUGAGAAUGUUGUAUGAUGAUUUCUCAAAAUUCACAAAAGAUCAAGAACAUCUUAUUUCAAUUCAUCAUAAUGGAUUGGAUUAUGUUGAAGGCUCUCUAAUGAUGGAACAAAGCUCUCUAAAUAAUUGGAGAUCUUCAUUUUUUUCACCUUCCAAUCAAACCGAAAUUGCUUCAUUAUUAUCCAAAAAUAAAAUUAUGUAUUGCUUGGAAAUAGUGAAGUACUAUGAUGACCAAAAUGCUAAUACAAUUGAUGAGGAGUUGAAGAAGUUGGUAAAAGGAUUGAAGUAUUUAGGUGGAUUUAUGUUCAAGAAAGAUGUGAGUUUUGUGGAAUUUUUGAAUAGAGUUAGAAGUGGGGAAUUAGAGUUACAAUCAAAAGGAAAGUGGGAUGUUCCACAUCCAUGGCUCAAUUUGUUUGUACCAAAGUCUUCUAUCAUGCAUUUUCAUGCUGCUGUUUUUGUGGACAUAAUCCUCAGACAAAACAAGACAACUGGACCCAUACUUGUCUACCCAACAAGUAGGAAAAGAUGGGAUGAUAGGAUGUCAACAAUGAUACCAGAAGAGGAGACAUUUUAUUGUGUGGGACUUUUACAUUCUUCAAGUGGAUAUAAAGAAUGCAAGAUUUUGGAUAAUCAAAAUGAAGAAAUAUUAAAUUAUUGUGAUAAAGUUGGCCUCAAUAUAAAGCAAUAUCUUCCACAUUACAAGACAAAAGAGGAUUGGAUCAAACAUUUUGGUAAAAAAUGGAAUAUUUUUCAACAAAGAAAAGAUCUAUUUGAUCCAAAGAUGAUUCUAUCACCAGGACAAAGAAUUUUUAAUUAGCUUUUCACCAAUAAAUGGUAGUAUAUAAGCAUAGGGGAGGGGAGAGGCGGCAGAUAUCUCGUGAAAUCAGUCGAUAUAUAUGUAAUAGCCGGCUCGGACAUCAGAGUUGUUAAAAACAAGCAUAGGGGUAGGGGGGAGGGGGGUUGUCUAGAAAUAGUCAAGUUUUUAAUUGUUUGAGUUGAUGUAUUUUUAUUUUAUUUUAUUUUUGGUGUUUUGAAAGAUAAA
This is a messenger RNA of Solanum verrucosum, 1855 nucleotides long. Its product is annotated as cytokinin dehydrogenase 3-like. The transcript is spliced from 5 exons. The coding region runs from base 41 to 1630 and encodes 529 amino acids. Gene Ontology annotation, biological process: cytokinin metabolic process. Gene Ontology annotation, molecular function: FAD binding; cytokinin dehydrogenase activity. Lineage: Eukaryota; Viridiplantae; Streptophyta; Magnoliopsida; Solanales; Solanaceae. The record is from RefSeq and is a predicted model, not a curated record.